This is a messenger RNA of Thrips palmi, 6004 nucleotides long. RefSeq names its product polypyrimidine tract-binding protein 1 (gene heph). The record is from RefSeq and is a predicted model, not a curated record. The transcript is spliced from 17 exons. Gene Ontology annotation, cellular component: nucleus. Gene Ontology annotation, biological process: regulation of RNA splicing; mRNA processing. NCBI's taxonomy places the organism in Eukaryota, Metazoa, Arthropoda, Insecta, Thysanoptera, Thripidae. Gene Ontology annotation, molecular function: mRNA binding. The coding region runs from base 794 to 2491 and encodes 565 amino acids.
CCACGCCGCGCUGCGCUCACCUCACUAUCCUGGUGGCUACGGUCCGGAACGGAGCGCCAAGCCGGCCUGUCCUGUCCUUCGUCCUGCGUCGUGCGUGUGUGUUUGUGUGUUUUUGUGUGUGCUUGUGUGUGUCAAGUCGUAGUGCCUAGCUUAGUAUGUGCGCCGUGGCCAAGUCUGCCCGCGCCAAGAAAUGCGUGCCGACAAUCAUCAGUGAACUGUACAUAUAGUGCGUGUGUGAUGUGCUGAACGUUCUCUCUGCGCUGCCUCCUUCUCUUCUCCCCUUCCUCUUCGGCACCCUCGUCGCCGGCGUCCUCUGCCUCUUUCUUCUGUCAAGCCGGCGCCGCUCCCGGUGCCACUAGGCCACUACCGUCGCCACCGUCGCUCCCAGGCCGCCAGCCCGUCUUCACGGUCUCCGUGAAGUUAUCCCCCUGUCAUCAUUUCCACUCCGGUCGACACCACGACGUAUUUUUCGUACCAGCUUGUCCCCUCCUCCGCCUACCAUCCGCCCCACCAGUACCACCAACUUCACCCGGCGACCUGCUCCACGACCUGCUCGUCGUGCUGCUGCCCGUGCGCGUUGGACUCCACUACCGACACGACGGCGGCCCCUACCUUCCCGCAAGUGCCCUACCUGGCGUACGCCGCACCCCAGCCUUGCCACCAGCUGGGCCACCCGGUCGCCCUCCGCUACGCGCACCCCCAGCCGCAGCCCCUGCGCUACGUGCCCGCCGUGCCCGCCGUGCCGGCCGCCCAGCUGCACAAGCGUCACCCCGAGGAAGUGGAAGACAUCGAAAUGAGGGGUUCGGACGAGCUGCUUUCCCAGACGGCCGCCGUCAGCAAUGGCAACAUGAUGAGCCCGCAGGCCAACCACGCGGACAACAACAAUGACGCCAAAAAGCUCAAGCUGGAGAAGACGGGCGCGGGCAAGCCCUCCCGGGUCAUCCACAUCCGCAACAUCCCCAACGAGGUGACGGAGGCCGAGAUCAUCCACCUGGGCAUCCCCUUCGGCCGCGUCACCAACGUCCUGGUCCUCAAGGGCAAGAACCAGGCGUUCCUCGAGAUGGCCGACGAGACGGCCGCCUCCACCAUGGUGCAGUACUUCACGACCUGCGUGGCGCAGCUCCGCGGCCGCGCCGUCUACGUCCAGUUCUCGAACCACCGGGAGCUCAAGACGGACCAGACACACAGCAACGCCAACGCUUCCGCCCAGGCCGCGCUCCAGGCCGCGCAGGCCCUGUCCGGCUCGGCGCCCAACGAGGUGCAGGGAGGCCCCAACACCGUCCUCAGAGUCAUCGUCGAGCACAUGGUCUACCCCGUCACGUUGGACGUGUUGCAUCAGCUCUUCUCGCGGUUCGGCAAAGUGCUCAAGAUCGUCACCUUCACCAAAAACAACUCCUUCCAAGCUCUUAUUCAGUACCCGGACGUGGUCACUGCUCAGUCAGCCAAACUGUCCCUGGACGGCCAGAACAUCUACAACUCGUGCUGCACGCUGCGGAUUGAGUACUCCAAGCUGAGCAACCUCAACGUCAAGUACAACAACGACAAGAGCAGGGACUACACCAACCCCGGGCUGCCCACCGGGGACGCGGGCAUGGAGAUGGGCUCCAUGGGGGCGUUGGGCCCGCUGGGGCUCGGCAUGGCCGGGCUGGGAGGUGCCGCUGGUGUGCUGGCCUCUCCCUUCGCCGCCAUGCACGGCCUGGGAUCACCGCUGACAGGACCCUACGGCAACUCAGCUGUGGGAGCCGCGGCGGGCAUGCCCCUGGCCGGCUUCUCCCUGCCCGGCGCCGCCAACGCCCUGGGCGCCGCGGGGCUGCGGUUAACCGGCCAGCCCGGCGGCCAGUGCGUCCUCCUCGUGAGCAACCUGAAUGAGGAGAUGGUCACGCCUGAUGCUCUCUUUACCCUAUUCGGUGUAUAUGGGGAUGUACAACGCGUAAAGAUACUGUACAACAAGAAAGACAGUGCACUUAUUCAGAUGGCCGAGCCACACCAGGCAAAUUUAGCUAUGACUCAUAUGGAUAAGCUACGAAUGUUUGGGAAGCAAAUUCGUGUUAUGCCGUCCAAGCACCUUAAUGUGCAAUUACCCAAAGAAGGCCAACCUGAUGCUGGACUCACUAAAGACUAUACCACAUCACCACUUCAUCGUUUCAAAAAGCCAGGCUCAAAGAACUAUCAGAAUAUUUACCCCCCAUCUGCUACAUUACACCUAUCGAACAUUCCGCCCAGUGUAUCUGAAGAAGAGAUCACAGAAGCAUUUGUCAAGAAUGGUUUUCAAGUUAAAGGAUUUAAGUUUUUCCCGUCAUAUGUUAAAUUAUCGAAGGAAGAUGCAAGUGAAUCAGUCCUGGAGUUAUCUUCUGACUUGAAAGACAGGAAGAUGGCUCUCAUUCAACUUUCAUCAAUGGAUGAAGCAGUUAGUGCUUUAAUUAAAAUGCAUAACUACCAACUGAGUGAACAAAACCAUCUUCGAGUAUCCUUCUCGAAGUCCAACAUCUAAGUGCCUCUGUGCUGUGCUUCCUAAUCAGCUUGUGCAUUCUCAUUCAACUCAUCUACUUAUGCUAAGACUUGCAGUGAAGCACACAGUGGUGAUGUGGGGUGACCUAAAGUGAUGCAGCAUUAGAAAUCCACAACCUACAGACUUUUAAUAUAAUGAAACUGUUACUGAUGUCAUAGUGUGGUAGGGAAAUGCCCUGACUGUGACAAAAAUAUUUAUAGUAUGAUCUUAAAGCAUUGUAAUUUAGGCAGAACAUUGAUGAAUCACGACUUUUUACCAUUUGAAACUUGUGUUUGUGACAUAGAUGAUUUAAGUGUUCAUAAUACAGUUUUUAUGUAAGAAAUGUUCAGAUUUUCAUGUUUCUUUGAAGAAUGUGUUGUGAGAAAUCAAAUGAAAUGUUAACUUGUUAAAAUUUUCAUUUUAUGUUGUGUGAUUUGUUAUUGUUUUACCAGCUGGCAGGAAAUGAAAGUAGGACUUAAGCUGAUGAUUUUACAGAUACUAGGAUGGUGUUCGUUUGAGAUUGAAAUGCCAUUGUUGUAUUGCUGUAAUAUAUUUUAGUUUUCCUUUGUUGAUAUUAUUAAGUAACAGUCUUGAGUAGUACAAGCAUGUAGAAUGGUAUGAUAUUUUUAUAAAAGUAUGUGAAAUAAGUAAUCAAGUUUUACACUUGUAAUAGUUUAUGACAGUACAUUAGCAGAUAUUUGCAGUUAUUAAAAAUCAAGACAGUCAAAAAUUUAUAGGAACCUUAUAUUGACAUUGAUUUCUUUAUAAUGUUCCCAAACUUGAGGCAAGGUUGAGUAAGCAUCAAGUUUUAGUGCAGAAAACAAGAGAGAUAGAGAAAUUACACUCAGAUAUUUUAAUGGGAACUAAAGACACAAAGCUUCAUUUAAAUGUUGUUAUUGAAAUCCAAGGUUCCUGUGGCUAUGUAGACAGUAUAAUAGUGGGCUAAGACAGUGCAACAUCGCAUGUAAAGUAAAUCAGAGAUCACCAAAAAAUAUUCUUAGGUAUAUAAGUCAAUUUCUUUUACCCUAUUAUUUAUGUUCAAAUCAUUCCAAAGGGAGCUGUAGGAAAUCUUGUUGGGCAGAGUGGGAUGAAAUACAAAAUCAGUAGUGUUUUAUCUAUGUUUCUUAAUGUAAUAUUUUGGUAAAUUCAAAAUUCUUGACAGUCCAACAAUAUCAGCCCUCCAAAUGAAUUCCUCUUCUGUAUUUUUAAUUCAACCAUUGAGAGUUGAAGCUAUGAUUGUAAAAUGUGUAUUUUAUGCCAAACUGGAUUUUAUUCAUACAGAUGUAUUAUGUUUGACAAAGUUUAAUGAAUGCAUAGUUAAUUUAUUGUUAAUGUUAGACAGUGUUUUAGGAUUCAAUCCAGUUAUGUUACUAUUGGAAGAGUUAGAAAACGUAGAGCCUACAAAGUAGAUUAGUAGGUCUGUGGUGCUGCUUGAGGCAGCUGUUUUAUUUCUCGAAUCUCUGUCUAUCUUGUCAUUUCCCCUACCUCUGUAUACACUCUCUCUCUUUUUCUCUCUGUUUCGGUAUCUAGACAUGUGAUGGAGGUACGCUGGAGAGCCACUGGCAUUUUUAUUGCAGACUAUUGUUAGUGACUGUCCCCAGUACUACUUUUAUCAUAGGUUGUUUCAAAUGUGUGUGCCAAAAGUUAAAACCUGAUAUGCAUCUUGCAGCCUUUGUGUUUGUUUCUGUUAUAUUGAUACGAAUCUCAUUCCUUUGUGUCCAUGCUUAAUUUAUUUGUUUUGUGAUGUGGUCUGUUGUGUGGAAUAGUUAGUGGCCCCUUCACAUAUCAACAUUUAUGUAAAUACUUAAAGCCAGUAUUGUUUGCAUAGCUUUAAAUAUUAAGAUAGUGAUAUUUCAUGAAGAUAUGAACCACAGGGUUGGUCUGUUUGGUUUUCUUGUUCCCUGUUGUAUUUAUGUAUGUAUGUAAGUAUGUAUGUAAGUAGAUGUGUAUGUGUGUAUAUUAUAUAAGAGGGCUGAAAAUGGACAAUCAUUAGUGUGAAGCCAGGGUCAGCUCCCUUUCCGCUGGAGAUUGGAAAGCAGAGUAAAGCAGAGUGUUAAUAGUAGUGAUUUUCAAAGCAGAACUCUGCACACAUAUCAAUUUGUUCAAAAUCAAUGCUAUUUUUGUACCUCUCGUCAUAAAAAUAGAUGGGGCAAAUUAUAUCUAAAGAAAAAUCUUUGCAGUCCUUCCAAUUCCAAAACAAUUUUACUGUAUCUGUAUAAUUUUAGGCAAGCAGUUUCAGAGUUUCCGACUGCAAAUGCAAUGAAUUUUGGGUUCAAUACAUAAACUUUCUGUUUUGGUUAGUCAUGGGAAGCGAGUUAAAAGCCAGCGUUGGAAGGGAGGUGUACGAGAUCGGCAUUACUGAAUACCAAGAAACUUUGUUUAAUUUGGAUCUCACUUGGUUGCUUUGUUCACCGUUAAAUUGUCAACUUUCCACACCUGCUGCAAUACACAAAGGACAACCCUUGUUUGCAUAUCGUAAAACUGUAUAACCACCAUUUUGUCUCUAAAUUGUCAAUCGUAGUUUGAGAGCUCAUUUUAAAUAUUUCUGAAAGGGAACAUGAGCUCAGGUCUGAGCCUUGUCCUCCAGCCCUACUUCUGAUUUUAGGAUUAGGAAUGGUUUUUGAAUUGGUGCCAUUCGAAGAUUGAAAAUGGAAGCUUCAGGCUUCGACAACAUGCUUUCUUUGCAACUGCUAUGUUUUUAACAUAUCGUAUCCAUCAUUAAAUAAACAGUUUUAUGAGCGUUCUUUUGUUAAUGUCAACAGCCUUCAGGUAUUAAUGGACCAAAUUUAAAAUGGAACCUUUUGUUAGGACUCAUGGGUUGGGUGGAAAGGGCCCCAAAUGGAACUCAUUCUUCGGUAUUGUAUUUGAAAGGUAAUUUCAUCUGACUUCCACAAAUUGAUGGGAUCAAAGCAACUGAGCCUUAUAGCUAGUUUGUAACAAAGUGACUUAACAUUAGUUAGUGGGACCCUCAGUAUAUUAGAGUUUUUCCUGUCAUACUAAACAGUUAAUACAUGUCUGUGAACAUGGAAAAAAAGCCAAAUCAUGUGUAACAUUAUGUUUCAGUUCUUUUCCCUCUUGAGCUUCCUGUAAAUCAAUUAUUUUUCCCCCAAUCAAGUUUUUUGUCAUGGUGCUGAAAAUCCAGAUCAAUGCUUAACUCUGCUCCCCAGAAGUCGCGCUGAUCAUGAAUGUGUAGCAUGGUCAAAAGUUGAAUCUCUUGUAUUUUAUAAUAUGAUUGUUAUAGUUUCAAACGACAGCUCUAAAAGAGUUUAUGUGAAGUUAUAAAACAUGGCCUUCCAUUGUUUUGUGUUCCCAUUUGUAGAUUUAGAUAGUAGAUAACUUUUUUUAAAUUUUCUGUUAGCUGAUAACGAGCGACAAGGUGUGAAUGAAAAUGAGAGUGAAUGUCCAUGUUGAUAAACCACGCAUUAAGAAUGUGAGAAGAACAAGGAUGUGUCCUUUUUUUACUUUUUAUUCAUGUGUUACAUAGUGAGUAAUAGAUGGAUGCAGUGCUCUAAUGCA